Molecule: messenger RNA, 722 nt
Organism: Drosophila kikkawai
Lineage: Eukaryota; Metazoa; Arthropoda; Insecta; Diptera; Drosophilidae
Gene: CheA75a
Product: Chemosensory protein A 75a
Source: RefSeq, a predicted model, not a curated record
AUGAAGUGGACUGUGGCUGUUUUACUACUUCAUUUGCUGCACAAUAUAAAGUGCGAGCAAUCCUAUGUGGUUAGCAAUGAAAAGCUGGAACCCUUUGAGGGCGAUUCCGAGACCUUGGUGAUCUUUAAUGGCCUGAAGACUGUCGGCCGGGAGAGAGCCCUCAAUGGAUCCUUCAAGUUCCUUGGUGAGAUGAACAACGAUGACUUCAAGGUCUCGGUGGAGCUCUACUCCAGUCCCAAUGGCGAUGGCGACUUCAAGCGUAUGGUCAUGGAUGUUCCACAGACAAGCAUUUGCGAGUGCUUCAAGAAGUUCUAUGUGCAGUUUGUCCAGCCUUCGGUGAAGCAGGGAGAGACCACCAAUUUCCCGCUGGUCGAUGAGGAUUUCUGCCCCAUUCCCGAGGGUGAUUUCUACAUUAAAAAUAUUCUCUUCAAUACCGACGACUGGCCGCAGCAAGUGCCUCGGGGAAUUGUCAAGGCGAUUAUAACGUUCUUCAAUGCAGGAAAAAAUGUUGGAGGUCUGAUAGUGGUUGUCAAAAUUGACGAUCGACAAAGUUAAGAGGAGCUAAAAAAGGUAGAGGUUCUGGUGGAUUUUAUUCUUUCUAUUUAGAUUGAGGAAAUGAAAUAAAGUUGGGGAGAUGAAAUUCGUUUACUUUUUAUAUUACCCAAUUAUUUAAACAUAUGUCAUAUUAGAAAAAAAAUUAAUAAAUGUCUUUGAAAGCGAAA